Loxodonta africana (African savanna elephant) is the source of this 2753-nucleotide messenger RNA. It is a transcript of the gene ARHGAP40, whose product is annotated as Rho GTPase activating protein 40. The record is from RefSeq and is a predicted model, not a curated record. Gene Ontology annotation, molecular function: GTPase activator activity. The transcript is spliced from 15 exons. Gene Ontology annotation, biological process: regulation of actin filament polymerization; regulation of small GTPase mediated signal transduction; signal transduction. The coding region runs from base 63 to 2102 and encodes 679 amino acids. Gene Ontology annotation, cellular component: cytoplasm. Lineage: Eukaryota; Metazoa; Chordata; Mammalia; Proboscidea; Elephantidae.
UGAGUGAGUCAGCCCCAGAGCAGCGCGCUGCAGCCUGCCAGGAGCCACCAGGGAGCCAGCCCAUGGCAGAGCCCACCCUUCCCCCCACAGCCCAGAUGGAGAGACUGGCCAUGGCACCCCUGGUCUCCCCAUGUCUCCGGAUCCCACGGGCACACAUCGCCAGGCAGUCACAGCGCUGUGCCCGGCGCUGGGCAGAACAGGGCUGCAGCUCUGGCCCCUCCUCAGGCCGAAUGAAUCUGCUUCCCCAGAAGAACCCCCCACAGCCACACCCUACCAACUGCCCCCACUCCGGGCUGUCCUCGGCAGGAAGUUUGUCCCUGGAUGGCUUCUGGAUGGAGGUGGAGCAGAUUCAACAGCAGGAUGAGAGGAAAGAGCAGGACAACGGUGGGGAAGAAGGCCAACUUCCUGAGGAGGGUGAAACUGAAUCCCAGUGGCUGCAGGACACAGGCCUGUGGGGCCUUCUCGACAGCCUGGGGGCGAAUGGUGACCACCAGGGGCUCCUGUCCACCCUUACACAGACCCAGAUGGCCGCUGUGUGUCGCAGGCUGGACAUCUAUGCCCGCUCGGCGCGAAGACGACACAAGGCACGUGUCAGAGAUGUCAGGGACAUCUUUGGAGUCUUCGAUUCUGGGGAAGUAUCUUCAGAGAAUGGGGACUCUGGGAUGAAAUGGACCCCACUUGGUUCCAGGUUGUAUAAGCCUCCUCCAGCAGCAGAGCCCGAGGGGCCGCAGGAGCAGGCCGGAAGGGUAGAAGCCUUCAGCAUGGACUCUGCCUACUCUGAGCAAGUGGCAGGGCUCCUGCAGAGGGGCAGGCCACCCCCAGCAGGCACCUGUGUCCGGGGCAAUGGAUCCCUGCCAAAGUUUAGAAUCCUCAAGGGCAGACUUGGCGUGACGAGGAUAGGAGACCUGUCCUUGCAGGACAUGAAGAAGAUCCCUCCAUUGGCCCUUAUAGAGCUGACGGCGCUCUGCGACGUGCUCGGCGUGGACCUGAAGAGGAGCAAGGCGGCCAAGCGGAGAGCGACAGAAACUCGCCUUUUCGGCAUGCCCCUUGACACCUUGCUGGAAGCUGACCGCAAAGUCCUCCCCAGCACCCAGGUCCCCCUGGUCCUGCAAGCUCUGCUGUCCUGUUUGGAAAAGAGAGGGCUGGACACGGAAGGAAUUCUCAGGGUGCCGGGAUCCCAGACCAGGAUCAAGGGGCUAGAAAAAAAGCUGGAGAGAGACUUCUAUACUGGUCUUUUUAGCUGGGAUGAAGUUCAUCACAACGAUGCAUCUGAUUUGCUGAAAAGGUUCAUCCGGGAGCUUCCGGCACCUCUGCUCACUGCUGAGUACCUUCCGGCCUUCGCUGUGGUGCCCAACAUCCCCAACCUGAAGCAGCGCCUACAGGCUCUCCACCUGCUCAUCCUGCUCCUCCCAGAACCCAACAGAAACACCUUGAAGGCACUCCUGGAGUUCCUCAGAAAGGUGGUGGCCCGAGAACAGAGCAACAAGAUGACGCUGUGGAACGUGUCCACAGUGAUGGCCCCUAAUCUCUUCCUGCACCAAGGGCAGCCCCCCAAACUCCUCAGGGGCAAGGAGAAGCAGCUGGCUGAGGGGGCAGCCGAGGUGGUGCAGAUGAUGGUGCAUUACCAGGAUCUUCUGUGGACGGUCGCCUCGUUCUUGGUCGCCCAGGUGCGAAAACUGAACGAGAGCAGCAGCCGGCGCUUCCAGAUUUGCGACAGGGGCCUCAAGACUUGGUUGCGGAGGAUGCACGCGGACCGGGACAAGGCGGAGGAUGGGUCGGGGACGACUCCCAAAGUGGCGAAGAUCCAGGUGGCCUGCUCUAUCAAGGACCCCGUGGAGGUGCUCCUGACUCGCAGCACCAAAGUGGCCCAUGUGCUGAGGCAGUUCUCAGAGUACCACCGCCCUAGGUCACAGGGCCAAGAGAGCAGUGAGGACGCGCACAGCCACCUCCGUUGCAACAGGUCCAGGGAGUCAGCCGACAUCCUUCUUUAUGAAGUUGGAGGGAAUAUCAGUGAGCAUCGCCUGGACCCAGACGCCUACCUCUUAGAUCUGUACCGUGCCAACCCCCACGGUGAGUGGGUCAUUAAACAGAGCCCUACCUAAGCCCGGGGCUCUAGGGAGCAGCCCUGGAUGCCACAUCUCCUUCCCCCCAACACCGAGAACAAGAGGACACGGGCCUGUUUGCUUUGAUACUGCUGCAGCCAGUGCCUGGAACCACCCUGGGAGGCUGGAGGCACUGAGAGGUUGGCUCCCUGCGAGUUUCAGGUUAGGGUCUGAGCAGGGAGGAAUUCACCAGAAAGCUCUAAGAAGCUGGCCUAGUGUGGGAGCAAAACUGUUUUGAGGGGAACGUCUGGGACCUCCAAGGCCCCUUCUUUCUAAAAUGCCUCUCAGACCCCACAAAAAACUCAGGACUGGGGUGGCUCCCCCACUUCAUUCCCAGGCACACGAAGCCCUCAUCUCCAUCCACCCCACCACUUCGUGUGCCCGGAUCUCCAUGGAUUUUUGUCCACUAUUCCCAGCCCAAAAGAGAACUUGAAAAUACAGCACCUUUAUCAAGGAGGAGGUUCUCCUGCUAAACUGACCCCGCACUGCACAGUAGGAACAGCACUGGAGAGAUGCCAGGAGAGCUCUGUGAACUUGGGGAAGCCCCUUCCCCUCUCUGAGCCUCCUUGAAGGAGAAGGAAGUUGGGCCUCAGGGGAGCAAAGGCCCUCCCGUGGCCAUGACCAGCUGGGAACAGCUGGGGAGAACUGAAA